Molecule: messenger RNA, 1611 nt
Organism: Physeter macrocephalus (sperm whale)
Lineage: Eukaryota; Metazoa; Chordata; Mammalia; Artiodactyla; Physeteridae
Molecular function (GO): calcium ion binding
Source: RefSeq, a predicted model, not a curated record
AUGGACAUGCGCAGGAAGAGGGAAGUUGGGCAGGAAGAGAAGGGGAGGCCGCACCGAGGCUUGGGACUUGCACUCAGGUGGGCUGGGACCUUCCGCCCUGUCUUCUCCCCGCCUCCAAGGCCUCCACAGAAACCUCAAAGACUGCUCACGGGAGACCCAGGAGAGGAGCAGGCCUGGAGGACGCAGGGGAGGAGGCUGCAGCCGCGUACCCUGCUGACCCAGACAGAAGCAGCAGCGGCCACAGCCACGGGCUGAGCAGCCCUCCCGGGGGCGAGGGAGUUCAAGGGCCUUGCGGCCACCCAUACAGUACAGACAGGCCCAAGUACAAAAGCCUUUCCAGCCUCCUUCCCGCGAGGCGGCUUUGCAGACAAGAACCUGCUACCACUGACACCCGGGCAGCUAGCAGCGUUCCAGGAUGUCUUCAAACUGUUCAGCUCCAGCCAGACAGGCACCAUGGACAUGCGCAAGAAAGCUGCCCAGUGCCAUGUGGGUGUCCAGCUGAGCCCACAGGAGAUGUGUGAGGUGCUGCGGCAGGCAGACUUAGACGGUGAUGGAACCGUAAGCUUCAAAGACUUCCUGGGUGUCCUCACUGACAGCCACCGACUCGCUCAGUGCUUGGGCAAGGUGAGGAACAGCCGGGUCUGUGAUCCCCAGGGCUUGCAAACGCUGUUCUUAGAGAUGCUGUUCAAGCUGAUGAUUCUGGGCUUUGUGCCCUUCAAGUCGGUACAGGAGGUGAUGAGGUGGGCACAACUGGAUCCAGCUUCAGGGUCCAAGAUGGGGGGAGCAGACUCUGCCCCUCAGGAGUCCCCAGAUGUCCUUGCCCCAGAGACGGGAGCCCUGAAUUCUGGGUCGGUUUCCUGGGCCCCAACUUGCCCCCAGGCCAAAGUGGCUUUCUGUCCUGCUUUGGUUUCCCCACCGGUGAGAAGGAGAGGACUGGGGGAGGCGCUGUCUGAGGCGGCUACCCACUUUCCUCCUUCAAGUCACUACUCCAAGAAGCAGCGGUCUCUGCGGCUUAACUCGAACUGGAAGGGCGGGUCCGGCGGCCACGGACGCACCUCGCGCUCUCAGGCGGGCCUCGCGAUCUUCUGCCAGGCCGCGCACCUUAGCUGCCUUUCCAGUGCCGAGCUGGCGUGCUCGCCGCACGGACUGCACAAAGCGGGUGCGCCCCGGGCUGGGCGGGGACCUGCGGGACUGGGGACUCUCUCUCAGGACCCGGUCUCAGAACUGGCCGCCCCUUUUCCUCCUACCGGCGUCCUCGCCCCAGGUGCGCGCAGCGCCUACUCCCAGAUACCUAACCUGAACGGGCGGACGCAGUCAGAAUUCCACACACGGAACCGAACCCCGCCCCCAGACGUCCGACUUCCCAAGUCCUACCAGCCCAGCCAACCCAAGCGCCGGCCCAACUGUGGGCGGCUCAGCCAUCGUGAAAGUCGAAAGAGGCAGGGGUAUACGCGCCCUUCGAAGCCGGCUCCCUCCCCACCAACUCUAGUGCAGAAGCAGCCCUUCUCCCCCUCUCCAGCCUGUUUGCAGAGACCUGCUAUGAAGAACUUGUACAAGUAAAGCGUUUGCUGAGCAAAAACAGGUUGCGCUUGGUGGGGGCGGGCACGGAGC